Owenia fusiformis is the source of this 1334-nucleotide messenger RNA. The record is from the annotation of a GenBank genome assembly. NCBI's taxonomy places the organism in Eukaryota, Metazoa, Annelida, Polychaeta, Sabellida, Oweniidae.
GGAACGUAGGAGUUGUUGGAAAAUUCUGACACAUACAUACAGGUUAGAAAUUUCAGUAGCCAUCUUUUGUGAUCGUCCUAUUAUUUGAACUUUUGCUAGUGUACAAAGCCAAUACACAGCUAAUAACAUUUGUUUGUUGACGUUUUUGAAAAGCUAACUUUGGGAUAUACUUAUAAUCUUACUACCCAGUCAGCUGAGUGAUCUGAGUUUAUAUUCAUAAUCUCAUAAUGGCAAGUCCAAUGGACACACACCAACCUGCAAACAGCCUUGAUCAAUCAGCCAACCAAUCAUGGAGCAGCCAGUUUAGUGGCAAUAUUGAUUAUUCACCACAACAAAUUCCACAGACAACGUCAACCACAACAACGUUUACAAACUCUAGGGUCUCAAAUGUCAACAUGAAUAAUAAUACAAUGUCAAGUAGCUCACCUUUACCGCAGAGACAACCUUUUGUUAUAAGACCCCCUGCAUUCAUCCCCCCAGUACAAAAUGAAGGUGGUAUUAUGGUCAGGGGGCCAAGAAUGCCUAACAACAGUCCUAUGAACAUUCCCUCCCACACACCUCAAGUCCACCCUGUACAUCAACUAUCUCCUCAACAACAACCCUCACAAGAAGAUCUUAAUAGACCACCUACAAUAAGAGACCUAAUUAACCUCCAGCAACAUUUUGAUGGGAUGUUCCAGUCUCAUCAUGCCAGUGUGGAGAAAUAUGUUAAUGCAACUAUUCAGCCUAUUCAGAAAAAGGUUGUAUCCUUAGAGACUCAAAACGAACUUCUUAAAGCUGAUGUGGCAUCCCUUCAAGUGGAAGUACAAGAUCUCCGGUUUGCAUGCAAUCACAAUGCACAGUACAGCAGACGCUCAACCAUACGUAUUCUGGGCAUACCUGAGACUGAUUCGGAAAACUGUGCAGAGAAGGUUGUUAAGGCACUUAUUGACAAUAAUGUCCACCCAGGUAUGAAAACUGAUGAUGUCGAGGUCGCUCACCGUGUAGGACGUGCUAACAGGCCGACAGCUGGUGCCAACCCUAAACCACGUCAUAUCAUAGGAGGAUGAAAUUUCGUGGGACAAAGGACUUAAUCAUCAAGAACAAGAAGAACUUAAAGGGCUCUAAUAUUCUUGUGUUUGAGGAUCUUAGCCCCUUAAAUAGACAAUUACUUGAUUUUGUCAAAAAAUCCUCUGAGAUAGAGAAUGCAUGGAGUUCAAAUGGGAAAAUUGUCGGAAAGCUUAAGACUGGAACAAUCCGACGUUUCGAACUCUCUGAUAUGGGGCUUUAAAUGUCCCAUAUCAUGAUUUCCCAACAUUUGACAGUAACUGAAUCAUCCCUAUGGUAGAUCCUUU